UCUUAAAAUUUUUCGUUUUUUGGCUUACUAAUUUUUUUUUUCGUUUAUAAUUUAAAAUUUCCAAAUAACGAGAAUUGCCUUUAUGUUUAUGUAACACCGACAUGGGUGACAUCCAGUGGCCGUGGCAAUACAGUUUUCCACCGUUUUUUACGAUACAGCCAAACGCGGAGACAAGACAGAAGCAAUUAGACGCUUGGAGAACAUUGGUGUUGGAUUACUGUCGCACCCAGAAAGUGUCUGUUAUCGAUGUCCGCGAAGGAGACUUAUUGCCGGUUUUCAACAAUACUGCCAUAUCCAGAAAACUGUCAUCCGAAGCGAUCAUGACUGUUUUAGAAGUUUUACAGAAGACGGGAAAUGCCGAACCGCUCGAUAAAACAAGAACAAGGUGGAAUAUUUAUUGGCACACGUUAGACGAAUGGGCGUCGAUAGUGUACAAAUGGGCUCAGGACAACGCUAUGCUCAAUACGGUGUGUACGUUUUACGAGAUAGCCAGCGACAGUGGAGAUUUGAAUGGUAUUGAUGACGGUGUACUGACCAAAGCAUUGCGGGUGUUGGAACGACGUCAACAGGCGGAAAUACUUACGCUGGACGGAGGAUCUGGUGUGAAAUUUUUCUCGUAGACGCGGAACUCUUAUACAAGCUACUCUUGUUUAUAGCUCGUAUAUAAUAUCUAAAAAUUUGAUGUAUCUGUGUAUGCAACGAUAUUAUUCGUAUAACGCAUGAGGUGAAACAUUUUAUGCUAUAUACAUAUAAAUAUAUAAUAUAAUAUGUACGAUAUUAAUAAGAUAUAAGACCAUUGUGUAUAAUGAUCGAUCACAUUUAUUUAUUUAUUUUUUGUUUAUCCAUCGAUUAAAAAAAAAAAAAAUUUACAAAC
This is a messenger RNA of Melanaphis sacchari, 874 nucleotides long. RefSeq names its product vacuolar protein-sorting-associated protein 25 (gene Vps25). Gene Ontology annotation, molecular function: protein homodimerization activity; structural molecule activity. The record is from RefSeq and is a predicted model, not a curated record. Bases 102 to 620 code for a protein of 172 amino acids. The transcript is spliced from 5 exons. Gene Ontology annotation, cellular component: ESCRT II complex. Gene Ontology annotation, biological process: protein transport to vacuole involved in ubiquitin-dependent protein catabolic process via the multivesicular body sorting pathway. Lineage: Eukaryota; Metazoa; Arthropoda; Insecta; Hemiptera; Aphididae.